This is a messenger RNA of Pelodiscus sinensis (Chinese soft-shelled turtle), 1334 nucleotides long. It is a transcript of the gene APOA1, whose product is annotated as apolipoprotein A1. Gene Ontology annotation, cellular component: very-low-density lipoprotein particle; low-density lipoprotein particle; extracellular vesicle. The record is from RefSeq and is a predicted model, not a curated record. Gene Ontology annotation, molecular function: cholesterol transfer activity; phosphatidylcholine-sterol O-acyltransferase activator activity; phospholipid binding. Gene Ontology annotation, biological process: phospholipid efflux; lipoprotein metabolic process; cholesterol efflux. Lineage: Eukaryota; Metazoa; Chordata; Testudines; Trionychidae.
GGCAGCUGCUCCUUGAUCGCGCCUGGCCACGGCGGGGGAUGUGUUCGAUCCUUGAACUCUCCGCGCCACAUCGCCAGCCCUUGGGAGCACGUUCCCGCUUAUCUGCGUGACGAGCCCCUGGCCUGUAUAAAUAGCAGCCGCGAGGAAGCACGAGCCUCACAGGACAGGAGCAGAAGCAGCAGGUGGAGGUGAAACCGGUGGAGAGUCGCAACCGAAGAUGAAGGCAGCCCCUGUGAUCCUCGCCCUGCUGUUCCUCACAGGGACGCAGGCCCGCUACUUCUGGCAGCAUGAGGACCCCCAGACGGCCCUGGAUCGCUUCAAGGACAUGGUCCAGGUCUACCUGGAGACCGUCAAGGCCAGUGGCAAGGAAGCCGUUGCCCAGUUCGAGGCCUCUGCAGUUGGCAAGCAGCUUGACCUGAAGCUGUCAGACAACCUGGAAUCCCUUCAGGUGGCAGCGCAGAAGCUGCAGGUGGAGCUGGCUCCCUACUACACGCAGCUCCAGGAUCAGUGGUCGAAGGACACCGAGACCCUGCGGGCGGAGCUGACCAAGGAAAUGGAGGAGGUGAAGCAGAAGAUCCAGCCCUUCCUGGAUCAGUUCCACAAGAAGUGGACGGAGGAGCUGGAGAGCUACCGCCAGAAGCUGGCGCCCAUCGGCGAGGAGCUGAAAGAGAUGACCAAGCAGAAGAUGGAGGUCCUGCAGCAGAAGCUGACCCCCGUGGCUGAAGAGGCCCGGGACCGGAUGCGUGGGCACGUGGAGGAGCUGCGCAAGAGCCUGGCCCCCUACAGCGACGAGCUGCGCCAGCAGGAGCUCCGGGAGAAGGGCAUCCCGCAGGCCGCCGAGUACCAGGCCAAGGUGAUCCAGCACCUCACCACCUUCCGCGAGAAGGUCACGCCCCUGCUGGAGGACUUCAAGGAGCGCCUGACCCCCUACGCCGAGAACAUGAAGACCCGCUUCCUGGCCUUCAUGGACAGCGUCCGCAAGAGCAUGGAGAGCACCAAGUAGCAGCCCCGGGCCGAGGACUCACCCACCUGCCCCAGCCACAAUGAGCCCCCGAUCGAUCCGCCUGUCGGGGGCAAGGCGCGUCCCUUCCCCCUCCCCCGGCACUGGGCCAAGCUGGCCGGAGGAGCACGGCCCUGGGUGGCGCCGUCGAUCGCUGAUCCAUUGCCGCCGGGGGGUUGAAAUCAGCACACGGCUCGGGCGAGCCACGGCACCGCACAGGGCAAGGCCAGUCCGCUGGCAUGUCCUGCCCAGAGCCUGCCUCUUCGCUCAGGCGUGGGGCUCCCCUCCCCGAACCCCUCAUUCUCUCUUGUCAAAUAAAAGUGAUUUAAGUUCC